AUGUCUAUCGUUGUGGAGCAGACGCUCCCCUACACAUCGUCGCAACUCCGCCUUGACGAUACCGAGAGGUGGAAUCGGCUGUUUCCGCUUAUCCGACCUUCAACAAAAGCUAUUUCCAUUGGAAAUGGACGAACCAUCGUGGUAGACACUGCGCUUGCGAAGAGCAACAGCAAAAAUGUUUUGGUUGCCGCAAUUGUGUCCGCGGGCAACUUCUCAGACAAGGUCCUCCGCGAGUCUCAUAUAGCUGCUUUUGCAACCGAGAAAUUUGGAGAUGAGACUAUUUCUGGUGAGGAUAUUGCAAGAGUUCUGAAGGAAAAUGGGUUCCCAACUGAAAAUGGGGUCGUCGUUAUCAAGGCUGGCUCUAAGCAGGGCUUGGAAGCACAACCAAACUCCGGUGUUUUAGAGGUGUUUGUCAGAGGCGAGUUGAAGCUUGACCAUAUCAUAUCUUUAUUGGAAGCAGCCACUCAAGAAACCAAGUCAUCUUUUGAAAACACCCAGAAAUUUCUCGACCACUACCUGAGGGCUGUUGCAAAGACCACAUCAGUAUUCCACGAGAAGAAGACUGGCAAAGGGCCUAACGUCAUCCACGCCGUUGAAACAUCAGAAUUCAGCUCGGCCAAAAAGUCGGUAGAAACGGAUUUGAAAUACCUCCUAAGCUCGAGACCUCCUUCUGGGGAAGAUGUGGUAUACGCAAUACAUGUCGCGGAUAUCAAUGGCCUCUCACGGCUAGAAGAUGGCAUCCUAGUUCAUGAAGUAUCAGAAUUCUGUGCUCAAAAUAAUCUACCUACGUAUAUAUCUCAUUCCACAAUUCUCGACAACCACUCUCAGGCGCGAGGCUGGGCUAUAUCGUUCUGCCCAGUGCCUGCAACAUACCUAGCUCCUCAGCAAAAGCCAACAAACCCCCUUACCAAUUCGAUAGGGGCAGCAGCUCCUACCAAGCCUAGAACAGGCUCCUCUCAAAUCCAGAUAACCGACUCUCAAGUUCGGAAGAUCAUCACACAAGGCUGCGAAAGCGUUAUUAAGGCCGAACCAAUAAUCACGGAGUACGACACCAUCGUCGGAGAUGGAGACUGCGGUUAUACUCUAAGAGAUGGCGCCAAGCAAGUCAUGAGUUUUAUCAGCAAUGCCGACCUCUCAAAGCUCCCUUCUACGCUCGGCGAGCUUGUUGAUGACCUAGAGGUGAACAUGGGCGGCACAUCUGGGGCCCUGUAUUGCAUCUUCCUCUCAUCGCUCGCGCAAUGUCUUUGGGACGCUCCGACUUUCGCUGAUGCUUUGAAAGGAGCUUUAGAGCAUCUACUAAAGUACACGAGGGCGAGAUUGGGAGACAGGACUUGUCUGGAUUGCUUGAUUCCUUUUGUAGAGUCGCUGAAGAAUACUGGAGACGCGAAGCUGGCGCUGGAAGAUGCAAGAAGUGGCGUUGAGACGACGAAGAAGCUUGAGGCAAAGCUUGGACGGUCGAGCUACUUAGAUGAGGCUGCUACAAGAGGCGUGCCAGAUCCUGGAGCUUAUGGGCUGUUGGUAUUGUUGGAAGGUAUGGUGGCUGCGGAGUAG
Venustampulla echinocandica is the source of this 1551-nucleotide messenger RNA. RefSeq lists its product as uncharacterized. Lineage: Eukaryota; Fungi; Ascomycota; Leotiomycetes; Helotiales; Pleuroascaceae. The transcript has 3 exons. Gene Ontology annotation, molecular function: glycerone kinase activity. The coding region runs from base 1 to 1551 and encodes 516 amino acids. Gene Ontology annotation, cellular component: cytosol. The record is from RefSeq and is a predicted model, not a curated record. Gene Ontology annotation, biological process: glycerol catabolic process.